AGCACUUGGGCUUCCCGAUCGGGUCCCUUCCUCCUCCGCUCACCAUCCGAAUCCACCAACGCAGAGGAGUGGAGAGAGAAACUCCGGAGAAGAAGAAGGAGCGGCUGCGGCGGCGAGGUCGAUGUCGACGACGGCGGGGUACCUGGCGCGGCGCGCGGGGCAGAAGGAGCGGGUGCGGCUUCUCUACCGCCGCGCGCUCAAGGACACCCUCAACUGGGCCGUCCACCGCCACCUCUUCUACCAGGAUGCGUCCGAGCUCAGGGACAAGUUCGAGGCCAACAGAAAUGUGGAGAACCUGGACGUGAUCGAUAGGCUCAUCGAGGAUGCGGAGGCACAGCAGAGGAACUUCCAGCACCCGGAUCCUUACAUUGUUCCAUGGGCUCCUGGUGGCACUAAAUUCACAAGGAACCCUCCUCCACCUGAAGGGAUUGAGAUUAUCUACAACUAUGGCAAAGAAGACCAAUGAACAAGAAUUAAAAGCCUGGCACCGGUGGAGUGCAAAGGACUUGCUUUCACUUUUCCAGAUGAUAGCAUGCAACUGAGCUGCUGUAUGAUUGUUAAGAACAAAAUAAAAUUACUCGCCUCCUUCCAUGCGUUUCUUUUAUCAUGGAUGUUGUAUGCCAACUAUUUUCUGCUCAUCAGCUAGUUCGUCGUUUGCAUUUA
Molecule: messenger RNA, 663 nt
Organism: Hordeum vulgare subsp. vulgare (domesticated barley)
Lineage: Eukaryota; Viridiplantae; Streptophyta; Magnoliopsida; Poales; Poaceae
Product: NADH dehydrogenase [ubiquinone] 1 beta subcomplex subunit 9
Exons: 5
Coding region: 122-466 (114 amino acids)
Biological process (GO): mitochondrial electron transport, NADH to ubiquinone
Source: RefSeq, a predicted model, not a curated record